Molecule: messenger RNA, 2016 nt
Organism: Cryptomeria japonica (Japanese cedar)
Lineage: Eukaryota; Viridiplantae; Streptophyta; Pinopsida; Cupressales; Cupressaceae
Product: disease resistance protein L6
Exons: 2
Coding region: 101-1990 (629 amino acids)
Biological process (GO): defense response; signal transduction
Molecular function (GO): ADP binding
Source: RefSeq, a predicted model, not a curated record
AUGCUUGAAUUCAAGAGCUGAGAUUUAGGGUUGAAUCUCCUUUUUUCUCACUAUCGCUGACUAGUAAGAAUUCAUUGCUCUAUCAGUUCAAUCCAUUACCAUGGCAUCCGCUUGUAGAGUUAGCACUAGCACGAACCCAUCUACAGUAUCUAAUAGUGAUGAAUCGUUUCUCAGAUACGAACCUCCCGCUACGAAACUUGCCUUCCAAAGUGAUAAGAGGUAUCACGUAUUUCUGAGUUUUAGGGGACCAGAUGUGAGGAAGACUCUGGUCGAUCAUCUUUUUGAAGCUCUCUCCGCAGCAGGACUGAACGUCUAUAAAGAUGAUGAAAAUUUGGAAAAGGGGGAAGAGAUCUGGCCCAGCUUGGAAAGAGCAAUUGAGAGAAGUGCGAUAUGCAUUCCCAUAUUUUCCAAGGGAUAUGCAGACUCAGCAUGGUGUCUGAAGGAGGCCUCUGCAAUGUUGAGGACUUGUGAUUUGAUCAUUCCUCUCUUCUAUCAUGUGGAUCCAACUCAUGUUAGAUAUCCUGAGAAGGAUUCCAGUCCCUACAAGCAGUCAUUUAGCAAGCAUUAUAGCCAUUCAGAUCGAUACCCAAGAGGAGAGAUUGAUGAGUGGAAGCGUGCCCUUCUGCAGAUCUCUUCUCGCUCUGGCUGGGCCAUUGAUAGGACUCAAGGCUUUGAAGCUCGGCUAGUAAAGAUGGUUGUGAAUGACCUAAUUAAGACAUUGGACAGGGUGCCAUUGGAAGUUGCCAAGCACCCAGUGGGAAUGGACAGCUUGAAGAAUGUUCUUAUUCAAAGUUUAAAUCUCAGUACAGUGGAUGUGGUGGUUAAAAUUGGAAUAUGGGGUAUUGGUGGUAUUGGUAAGACUACAGUUGCCAAGGCCCUGUACAAUCAAGUUUAUGCUGAUUUUGAAGCCACUUCCUUUGUAUCCAAUGUCCGCGUCACUGCAGCAGAGGCCAAAGGCCUUAGAAAUAUGCAGAAAAAAAUCCUCAAAAAUUUAACUAAAUAUGGUGAAAAAGUUGACAGUGUUGAUGAGGGCAUAUCUCUGUUCAGAGAUCGUUUGGGAGGAAAGAGCGUGCUGCUUAUUUUGGAUGAUGUAGAUACUGUUGAACAAUUGAAUGCUUUGGUUGGGGAUUGGCUGGCCCCUGGCAGCAGAGUUAUCAUAACUUCUAGAGAUAAACACAUUCUCAAUGUUGCUGGAGUGUCAUCCCAUUGCAUCCAUGAGAUGAGUGGAUUGGAGAUAACUGCAGGUCUCCAAUUAUUUAGUUGGCAUGCUUUUCUCAAAGCAUCUCCAAGUCCAAGUCACAGAGAUCUGUCCAAAAGAAUAGUGGAAGCUUGUAAAGGGCACCCUCUUUCACUGGAAGUGAUUGGAUCCUUCUUGUAUGAUAAGCAGGAUGACACAGAUUGUUGGACAGAAGCUCUUGACAGCAUUAUCAGCAACCCAGAAAUUCACAAAAGACUUUACAUUAGUUAUAAUGCUCUUAGUGAUGAAGAAAAAGAAAUAUUCCUGGAUAUUGCUUGCUUUUUCAUUGGAGAAGUCAAAACAUGGCCUAUCAUUUUCUGGAAAUCCUUGUACAAGAUGGUACACACUGCUGUAUCUAAUCUUUCCAUGAAGUUACUGAUAAAGAUAAAUGAUAAAGGUGUAUUUCAUAUGCAUCACCAUUUGCGAGAUAUGGGGCGAACAAUUGCUGAAAAUGAGAAAAAGGGUACCCGACUAUGGGAGGCUACUGAUUUGAGCACCAUACCCAACAACAUCAAUCUAUCUCGCCUUCGAGUCAAUGGGGGCAAUCCACAAAGGCUUGAAAUGCUCUACGGACAUGGUCUUCACUAUCUUCAUUUGCAGAAACUGCCCAUUGAAGGCAUGACAAUAGAUACACUAGCCCUGCUUCCUCCAAGUUUGAUAUGGUUGAGGAUGGAAAAUUGCUGGCUUGCUACUGGGAUUAAUAGAGCAGAGGAGAAGCUACAUCAAUCCAGAUUUGUGGGUACCAUUGGGUAAUUAAAGACUAUGCAACUAAAAGGCUG